AUGGAUGGCGUCAGCAGUAUCGGUACCUUUUGCAAAUCCGCACUGAUUGGAUGGCAACUCUAUCGCUCGAUCGUGUUUCAGGAACUCUUUCGAAGAUCAGAGUGUGGCUCAUCAGCCGGAUUGGCCGAUGUGUUGAACAGUCUACUAUAUCGCCUCUAUUCAUCCACAUCAGAAUUGUUGUUCUUCUCAGCCAUGGGGCAUGCUCUUGGCUUUGAUGAUUUAACUGAGGAGGCCUGCAAGCCAAGAGGCACCGAGCCAUCCGCAUUCUUUUAA
Strongylus vulgaris is the source of this 273-nucleotide messenger RNA. The record is from the annotation of a GenBank genome assembly. NCBI's taxonomy places the organism in Eukaryota, Metazoa, Nematoda, Chromadorea, Rhabditida, Strongylidae.